AUGGGGGACUACAUUAUUGGGUCUUCGCUUGGGCGGAAGAAUAACACUGGACAACAAACUUCAGCACCUCUGCUGGCAGGACAAGCUUCAGUAGCCUCACACUGACAGCAUCAUGGAGGGAGAAGUGGUCCCGGUUGACAGUUACGUGGGGACCUCCUUUGCGGCAGAAACCUAUGCCGCUGAGGCCAUGGCUGCAGACAUGGACCCAUGGAUUGUGUUUGACUCGAGAAGAACUCCACGAUCUGAGUUUGAUGGCUGGCUGGAGAGCAACACACCCUCGCAAGUGUACAGAUACGGUGAUGAGGAAAGCGGCGUUGGCCCUGUGGGGUGGAUCGCUGUGCUAGGCCCAAACCACUGCCCCAGUACUGGAGAUGUUGUGGGUCUUCAGGAGGGCUGGGAGAAACUGUUGGCCAGUGGCCGGCCUGUCACCUUCCAGACAGUGAAGGAGCUUGCCUUGAACCACGGGGUGCUCACUGGCAAAUGGCUCAUGCACUUGGACUCUGGUUUUAAGUUGGACCAUACAUGGGAGUUUGUAGCUAGAGCAGCCCUGGAUGGCAAGAUCUCCCUGGUUAAAGUCAGUCCCUAUGACCAUAAGAGUGAUGGCAAACAGGUCAUUUGUGCCUAUAACCAGAACUUCACUGAUGAGAGCGAGGUAAUAAAGCUGGACUCCAUCAUUCGUUCCACAGGAGUCAAAUGCCCUCUCUCUUACAAGCCAGAUGUGUACACCUACCUGGGAAUCUAUCGCAACAACCGCUGGAAGAUCUGUCCAACCAUAUACGAGAGCAAGUUUGACCUGGAGUGUGUACCGAGGCGUUCCCACAUCAUCAACAAAGUCACCAAUCUUGAAGUAACAUAAGUCCAUCUCAUUAAGAGGAUGGUUGUGCAAGGUGGUUAAAUGAAGAGGCACUUCGUGAUCCCCAUGAGAUGAGUUGGAGAGUACAGCUUUCUUUUUAAUGUUGUUUCAUUUUGAUCUCAAGUUCUUCCUUUUGACAAAACAAAGCACUAAGUCUUGUUUCAGUUUUGUUGAAAAUGCUCAUGCUGUGAUGUCGUCUAAGUGACCCGGGAAUAUUGUCAUGCAUUUGUUUUGUACUGAAAAUGUUAUAUUCAUAAGAAUAUUUGUAUUCUUGAGGUUUUGUUUGUAGCAAACUAACACCCAAAUGAGAGGGUGGCUAAAGAAGUCCUUGCUUUUUUUUACGCUCAUGUUCAGGGGAAACAUUUUGCACCCAGUGAAUCUUUUCUUUUUGACAACAAACACAUCUGUCACUUAUUUUUUGCCAACAGCGUUGCCAAAUAAAGUCUUACUCUGAACACCA
Messenger RNA from Solea senegalensis (Senegalese sole), 1313 nucleotides. RefSeq names its product linkage group 3 C11orf68 homolog (gene lg3h11orf68). The transcript is spliced from 2 exons. Bases 113 to 856 code for a protein of 247 amino acids. Lineage: Eukaryota; Metazoa; Chordata; Actinopteri; Pleuronectiformes; Soleidae. The record is from RefSeq and is a predicted model, not a curated record.